Messenger RNA from Daktulosphaira vitifoliae (grape phylloxera), 3146 nucleotides. It is a transcript of the gene SPoCk, whose product is annotated as calcium-transporting ATPase type 2C member 1. Gene Ontology annotation, molecular function: ATP binding; ATP hydrolysis activity; P-type calcium transporter activity. Bases 153 to 3128 code for a protein of 991 amino acids. The transcript has 21 exons. The record is from RefSeq and is a predicted model, not a curated record. Gene Ontology annotation, biological process: manganese ion transport; calcium ion transmembrane transport; intracellular calcium ion homeostasis. Lineage: Eukaryota; Metazoa; Arthropoda; Insecta; Hemiptera; Phylloxeridae. Gene Ontology annotation, cellular component: endoplasmic reticulum; plasma membrane; Golgi membrane.
AAUUCUUAAAACAUCAAUAGCGUACAUGUGGUCUUAGAGCAUGUUUGCUAUUCCAAUUUACGUGUAAAAGAUAAUUUGCGUACUUUGAACCAGUGAUACUACAUAUCGCCUAUCGCGAGCAGUGUAGCUGUGAGUGUCAACACGUGUAAAAAAUGGAUAACGAUAUUGAAACUAAGCCUGAAAAAGACCCGCAGACGAGUGACGUUCUAUCAGAAACUGAUGAAAACAACGUAUCUGUGGAUAUGGUUAAAACAAAAAAUGCCGAAUCUAACAACCUAGUGAUUUCAGACAUUAAUCAUUGUUGUGAAGUGUUACCAGUUGAAGACGAGCAGCCCACAAUUCAAACGUCCGUUAAGAGUCCAGAUAAAAAUGGUGAUUUGGCUAAGAAAACUGAAAAAAAAAAAUAUAAACAGGCUAUAGCUGAACAUGAAAAAAUGUGGUUAACAACAAAAGAAGCUAGUGCUAUAAGUGCUGAAGAAGUAAUUUCUAGAUUAAGAGUUAGUUUUAGGGUUGGGUUAUCUUGGAAAGAAUCAGAGUUUAGAAGACAAAUUGUGGGUUUAAACGAAUUCUCUGUUCAUCAAGGAGACUCAUUGUAUAUCAAGUAUAUUGAACAAUUUAGGAAUCCAUUGAUACUACUCUUAUUAUCUUCUGCAUUAGUGAGCGUGUUUAUGAAACAAUAUGAUGAUGCUUUCAGUAUUACAACGGCCAUAAUAAUUGUGGUAACAGUUGCAUUUAUACAAGAAUAUAGGUCUGAAAAGUCACUAGUAGAAUUAACAAAACUAGUUCCACCAACUUGUCGAUGUCUACGAGAACAACAGUUGGAAUCAAUGUAUGCAAAAUCUUUAGUGCCUGGAGACAUUGUUUACUUAAGCACAGGUGAUAGGGUACCUGCAGAUAUAAGACUAUUUGAAGCCAUAGAUUUAGCUGUUGAUGAGAGUAGUUUUACUGGGGAAACUGAACCGUGUAUGAAAAUUACUGAUUUGAUUUUAAAUCCCAUGAGUCAUACAUCAAUGAAAAAUAUUGCAUUUAUGGGUACUUUAGUUCGCUGUGGAAAUGGAAAAGGUGUGGUAGUAAAUACAGGUGAAAAAUCAGAAUUUGGGGAACUUUUUAAAAUGAUGCAGAGUGAAGAAGCACCGAAAACCCCUUUACAAAAUAGUAUGGACAUAUUAGGUACUCAGUUAUCCAUGUAUUCAUUUUUUAUUAUUGGUCUAAUUAUGGUACUUGGAUGGCUACAAGAAAGGCCUAUCUUAGAUAUGUUCACUAUUGGUGUUAGUUUGGCUGUAGCAGCUAUACCAGAAGGCUUACCAAUAGUAGUUACUGUUACUUUAGCUCUUGGUGUUAUGCGUAUGGCAAAUAGAAAAGCAAUUGUUAAAAAAUUACCAACAGUUGAAACACUUGGAUGUGUUAAUGUAAUAUGUUCAGAUAAAACAGGCACUAUUACAAAUAAUGAAAUGACUGUGACUACAAUUAUAACUUCUGAUGGAUAUUAUGCUGAUGUCUCUGGUACUGGUUACAAUGAUCAAGGAGAAGUUCAUAUAUUAAAAUCUUUAUCUUCAGAGGCGACUAAGCAAUCAAUAUACAAUUUAUUAGAAGUUGGGGUUGUGUGUAAUAAUGCAGUCAUUAAUGGUGAUAUAUUACAAGGUCAACCUACUGAAGGAGCUUUAUUAGCAGUUGCUAUGAAAAAUAGAAUGUAUGGAGUCAGUGAUAAAUAUAUAAAAUUACAAGAAUAUCCAUUCAGUUCAGAACAAAAAUUAAUGGCAGUAAAAUGUGUUAGUAAAUAUGAUGAUAUUAAAGAAGAAAUUUAUUUUGUCAAAGGCGCUUUAGAAAAAGUUCUGAAACAAUGUACAAAGUAUGCUAAUGGCAAUGAAAAUGUUUUACUCAAUAGUAAGCGUGAGCAAGAAAUAUUUGCUGAAUCUUAUGAAAUUGGUAGAAAAGGUUUGAGAGUAAUUGCUUUAGCUAGAGGACAUUCUUUACAAGAUUUAGUUUACUUAGGACUAGUUGGAAUUUGUGAUCCUCCAAAACCAUUUGUUCGUGAAUCUAUUGAACAUCUUUUUAAUUGUGGAAUUAAAGUUAAAUUGGUAACUGGAGAUGCUCAAGAAACUGCUGUAGCUAUUGGGAGUAUGAUUGGUUUAGACAUGAUUCAUGGCCAGACUUUAUCAGGUCAGCAAAUUGAUAAUAUGUCUGAUCAUCAGCUUAAAGCAAUGGUUAACAGUGUAUCUGUUUUUUAUCGAGUUACACCAAGGCACAAACUAACAAUAAUAAAAGCAUUGCAAUCAAAUGGAAAUGUAGUUGGAAUGACAGGAGAUGGAGUUAAUGAUAGUGUAGCAUUAAAGAAAGCUGAUAUUGGAAUUGCUAUGGGAAAAAAUGGAACAGAUGUUUGUAAAGAAGCAUCAGAUAUGAUACUUGUUGAUGAUGACUUUCAAACAAUUGUUGCGGCUAUUGAAGAAGGAAAAGGAAUUUUUUUUAAUAUUCGAAAUUUUGUUAGAUUCCAACUAAGUACUAGCAUAGCUGCUUUAUCAUUGAUUGCAUUAGCAACUAUGCUUAGAAUACCAAACCCUUUAAAUGCAAUGCAAAUAUUAUGGAUUAAUAUUAUUAUGGAUGGACCACCUGCUCAAAGUCUUGGUGUUGAACCUGUUGAUAAAGAUGUUGUAAAACAAGGUCCUCGUAAUGUUAAGACACCAAUGAUUACUAAAUCUCUUAUUGUAAAUGUUCUUCUAUCUGCUUCAAUAAUAAUUGUUGGAACAUUAUGGAUUUUCAAACGAGAAAUGAGUGAUAAUAUUAUUUCAAAAAGAGAUACUACAAUGACUUUCACUUGUUUUGUAUUUUUUGAUAUGUUUAAUGCAUUGAGUUGUCGAUCUCAGACAAAAUCAAUUUUUACUGUUGGAUUUUUUUCAAAUAAAAUGUUCCUCAUUGCUGUUACACUUUCUAUAGUUGGUCAAAUGUUGGUAGUCUACUUUCCUCCUCUACAAAAAGUAUUUCAAACUGAAGCACUUACAUUAAAUGAUAUGUUACUCUUGUUGGGAGUGACUUCAAGUGUCUUCAUUGUAUCAGAGAUAAAAAAAUUGUUUGAAAGGCAAUUUCAGAAAAAAUGUUCAAAAAGACCCAGAAAACAAAUGGCAUUUGUAUAAUAUAUUGUCAACUAAAAA